Molecule: messenger RNA, 2134 nt
Organism: Myzus persicae (green peach aphid)
Lineage: Eukaryota; Metazoa; Arthropoda; Insecta; Hemiptera; Aphididae
Product: general transcription factor II-I repeat domain-containing protein 2A-like
Exons: 2
Coding region: 209-2128 (639 amino acids)
Source: RefSeq, a predicted model, not a curated record
GCUCGUAAACGAAACGAUUAGAUUAUCAAUAAAUUCGUUUAUCGCGUUUACGUAACAAACGUAGGUAAACAGAACAGUCGACAGUCGUCAACAGAUAGUUUCGGAUGCCUUACACGACGACUAUUUUAACCAACCUAUUCAAUAUUGCUUCGGGCUUUCUCAAUAUAAUUCACGUUUAACCGUUGGAAGUUUAAUACAUUGAAUAAAAAUGUCCAAAAAAUUAAAACUGAAUCCAGAAAAAAGCGGUAGUGGGAGAUUAUUCCACGAACAGUGGACAGUGGAUUUUGGUGUAAUUCAAAACAAUAAUAAGGUACUAUGUUGCUUGUGUAACGAAACAGUUGUAAGCCGUAGUUUUAAUGUUAAAAGACAUUUCGAGACAGUUCAUAACAAUAUAUUUUCUCUAUCGGCUGAAGAAAAAUUAGAAUUGAUUUCUCAAAAAGUAAAAUUUUUUAGAAGUCAAUCAAACAAAUUUAAAGUGGCGUUCAAACAAAAUAAUAAUUUAUCAGCCGCUAGUUUUUCUGUGUCACAUUGCAUUGCGCAGCAUGGUAAGCCACUUUCUGACGGAGAAUACUUAAAAGAAGUUUUUGUUAAGGCGUCUAACAUUUUGUUUCAUGAUUUUACUAAUAAAAAUGAAAUAAUAAAACGUAUUAACGAUUUGCCUGUUAGUAGAAAUACUGUAAAAGAUCGUAUUAUUUGUAUGAGUAAUGAUAUAACAGAUCAGCUUCAAACAGAUUUGGCUUCAGAAAAUUAUUUUUCAAUCUGUCUUGACGAAAGUACAGAUGUAACUUCACAGGCGCGACUAGCAGUCUUUGUUAGGUUCAGUAGUGUUAAUAUUAUGAGGGAAGAAUUAAUAAAAUUAAUGACGAUUUCUACUAAAACAACUGCUCAAGAUAUUAUGAAUGUAGUACUUAAAGAAUUCGCCAAUUUAAAAAUAAAUAUAAAUAAUAUUGUUUCAAUAACUACGGAUGGUGCCCCUAAUAUGGUUGGCAAACACAAUGGAUUUGUUCAACUUUUUUCGAAAGAAAUUUCUCAUCCGUUAAUCAGUUUUCAUUGUUUAAUACAUCAAGAAGCGUUGUGUGCUAAAGACAGCUUGAAAUCGCUUCAAAAUGUAAUGGAAGUAGUUACAAAAGUUGUCAAUUUCAUUACAUCUCGUGCUUUAAAUAACCGACAAUUUACUAAAUUAUUAGAUGAAGUUGAAUCACAAUACGCUGGCCUUUUAAUGUAUAACAGUGUUCGUUGGUUGAGUCGUGGUCAAGUUCUUCAUCGAUUUGUUGAAUUAUUAGAAGAAAUACGAUUAUUUUUAUUCGAAAAAUCUCAAGACUAUCCAGAACUUAAAGAUUUAAAUUGGUUGAACAAUUUAAUGUUUUUCACUGAUUUUACUACAAUGUAUAAUGAAUUAAAUAAAAAACUUCAAGGGCCCGGUCACAUAGUCUUAACAAUGUUUGAAAAUAUCAAAGGUUUUGAAAAAAAAAUUGAAAUUUAUUGUAAAGAUCUUAAAAAUGAAAAAUUUAAAUAUUUUCCACAUUUGAAAAAUCAUCUGAACAAUUCAUUACACUUUGCAGAUAGUCAGACUGACAUCAAAUGUAUAAUUAAAAAAUAUGUUAAUAUAUUAGAAAAUACAACUGAAUUAUUUUCUAAUAGAUUUUCACAGUUUCGAUGUCUAGAACCAACCUUUCAAUUUUUAAUAAAUCCGCAUAAAAUUACAUAUGAUGAACUUGAUCUAUCUUUUUUUGAAUGGCUAAAUAUCGAAAACUUAGAAAUGGAAUUAAUAGAAUUUCAGGGAAAUGUAAUUUGGAGAAAUAAAUUUAUUAAUUUAAACAGUGAACUGGAAAAAAAUUAUUGUGAAAUUGAUAGCAGUAUUAAAACCGAAAACCUAAUUCUUAUUGAGUGGAAAAGUCUACCAAAUUCAUUUACAUCCAUGAAAAAAUUAGCACUUUCAUUAUUGACUAUGUUUGGUUCUACAUAUAAAUGUGAGCAGCUAUUUUCCUCCAUGAAUUUUAUCAAAUCCACUUUGAGAAAUCGUCUUGGAACAGAUAUCAGUGCAGCAUGUAUUCAAUUAAAAUCUACAAAUUAUAAUCCCAGGAUUGAUUCGUUAGCUGGAAAUAUGCAGCAACAAAUUUCUCAUUAAAAACUU